CAUUCGUCGACGAUCGCAUCGUGCGAGACGCCGCGCGUGUUCCCCGUCGUGUCGCGUGUUGUGUUUACAGCAGUUUACAGUUUACAGCGAGCGUCGAGGAGAGAAGAGAUUCACCUCGCGCGCCUAUUGCUGGUAAAGUCUAUUCUCGCAUUGACAACGACCUCCUCGCGUCGUGGUCGCGUCCACGCUUCGCCGCUGUCAUCCUAUCGCGGUUUCCCUCCCCCGUCUCGUUCUCUUCCCCCCUUCUGUCUCUCUGCCUUCCUGUGUGCGUGUUGCUCUCUCCGUCUCUCGUUAGUCUCGUUCCCGCACGGUCGAGAAUGACGGGCCGCACCGCUCGUCCCCGCUGGCGACGGUGCGUCGUUUCUGUCAACGUUCAUCGCGUCGACGACGCGGAGUGAACUCGUCGCGUAAGCGCGUCCGAGCCCCCACCGAGUCGUUGAAGCCAGGGAGCCAGGCCAGCCCUGGAAAGCAAGGAAGAUGGAUGCGACGAUAGAGCGGGAGUGCAGCGCGUUGGGUGGUUUGUUUCAGCAGAUCGUCACUGACAUGAAGAACGGAGCACCACUUUGGGAAGAUUUGAUUUCGAAAGCUACCAAGUUACACGCGAGCUUGAGAGCUGCUAUCUUGGCUAUUUCCGCUUAUCUUGAGGCUUUUCAGAAAAUAGCAGAUGCUGCGACUAAUGCCAGAGGUGCAACUAAGGAAAUUGGAACAGCACUGACGCGAAUAUGUCUAAGACAUAAAGCGGUAGAAACUCGUAUGAAAUCAUUUACUAGCGCUAUUAUGGACUGUUUGGUGCUGCCUUUACAAGAGAAAUUGGAAGAUUGGAAGAAGUCUUUAAUCAAUUUAGACAAAGAACAUGCCAAAGAAUUCAAAAAGGCAAGAGCGGAGCUAAAGAAACGUUCUACCGACACUCUGCGUCUGCAAAAGAAGAAAGCACGAAAGGUUCAAGUUCACUUACACGUUCAAGGACAGUCUCAAAGCCACGGGACCUGUUCCGAUGUGGAGCUCAAUAGGAUGCUAGAAUCAUCAGCAGCGGUUGUUCAGGAGAAAAGACUGAGUUUAGAAGAAACGGAACGAAAAGCCGUCCGUGCGGCCCUUCUCGAAGAGAGGGGCAGAUUUUGUCUCCUUGCCCGAUUCCUGAAACCCGUACUCGACGAGGAGAUAGCGAUGUUAAUGGAAUUGACGCAUCUGCAAGAGGUCUCCGAUCAAUUGCAAAGACACGCCGCGUCGCCGCAUCACUUACCGCCUGCAUCCGAGCAGGUAAUAACGGACAUAAAAGGUUGCGACGUUACUCAGUGGUCAUUGGCUACGCCGCCGUCGAGUCCGUCAUUGUCUCUCGGAUCGAGGAAGAGUUCUAUGUGUUCGAUCAGUUCUCUAACUAGUAGCAGUAGUGGAUCUUGUAAAAGCCAUCCGAGCCCAUCUGGACACCCGUGGCACAGAUCGCUUUCUCAGCCAGUUGGUGUCAGGCCUGCCAGCAUCAGCGGCAUUGCAACGCUGCGCCACUUGACCAGCGGUAGUUCCCGUGACUCCGGUUUUACAUCACAGGACACAUUGUACAAUCAACCGAUUUCCGAACAUCAGGUAUCGAAUGUGUCUUCUCUAAGUAAUCAAAGUACCGGUUGCACUGUAACACGACCCGUGACAACUUCUACUUGGCCUGAUUUGCAGGAAACGUCCGCUCAGUACGACCGGCAAAAUCCAAGUGCGAUGAACGAACGGCCACAUACUAUUUCCUCUGCGUACGAAAAGGGGCAUCAAAGACCGGCACUCAGCGUCUACACAUUCCAAGCUCCGGAUCGCGACGGUAGCAGUUGCUGCCACAGCCAACCAGCCUCUCCGGUUUCUUCUUCCUCUUCAUGUUCUUCCUCGAAUCAGCAGCUGUCUAGGGUGCAGCUCCGUAGAAAUAAUAGCGGCAAUCGUCCACCUAUACCGAAUAGAUGUUCCAGUUUGGAACGACCGACUAUUCCGGUGAAGAACGAGCCGCCUGGAAGUCCUCGAGGAAAACCGAAGUUACCGAUUCCGGCUCAUUUGGCGAAAGAAUUGACGACCCAUCAGCUCCAACAACCGAUGUACGUAAACAUGCAUGAGUUAGCGAAUCUAGCUGCCAGUCGUGCUCAAGAGAUGCAGUUUCCACUGCCUCCCCCUCCGGCAUCGUUAACGGCUCCAGGAACUGUCAAGACUGACGUCCCGGAGAAAGAUGCCGGCAGUCAAACAUCCGAGUCCAGUUUGGAAUCCAGCAGCGGAUACGGAAGCCAAAACACUUUGCCGCAUUCUCAUUCGCUUCACAAUCAAAACGAGAACACAUGGAAUGUACCUGGCGCCGCGGCCACGUUAACGACACGCAGAGGGUCGACACAGCAUGUGAGCAGACCGCCGCCGCCGACAAGACGCACAUCCACUGUUAUCAACGCACUCCCCACUUCGUCCGUUAAUGAAGAUCGGGGCGAGAACGUUUGUGACGAGACAGAGAACCUUCCUCCUCCGCCUGCGUUCCUUCUCGAAAGCUCUUCACCCACAGUCAGUCCUACACCUCAGAGAUCCAUCUCGGUUUCCGAGACGGUAAGGACUCUGACCGAGCUCCGUCAUACACCAGCCAGUCCGUCGCUCUUACGGAAGGCUACCGGACAGCAGCAGGCGCAUAGUAAUCCUGCGGGUGUCAUUCAACACAAUACCGUGCUACAAAUAACUCGUUCGUCAGUGGAACGCUCGGCUGCCCGUUCGACAUCUCAAGAACGCGGAUCUGUCGGCGCGCAAACGACCAAUGUAUCCAGUAAUGCUACCAUCAGCCAAGCUGGUCAAGCUGCGGGUCAAGGGCAGGGACCGGGUGGCGUGGGCCAGGGAUUUAUGGCAGUGCUCAACGCUAAACUUAUCGGUACCAUAAGCAGCAAUGCGGCGGGCGUGAAUGCGAGCGGCAGUCCGAAAUCUCUCAGGAAACAGUCACUCUCGGAGCAGCAGCAACAACAACAGCAACAGCAGCAGCAACAGCAGUCCAACAAGAACGUCAAAGCGGCGGCUCCCGGCUUCCUCGAGACGUUGAACGCUAAACUGGCACAGCAGCAACAAGCCCUGCAGCAGACGGGAAACAACGGCACGAGCAGAUCCGCGAGUAUCAGGCGCAUUAUGGGUAAUCGCGUGCCCAUUAUGGACCCUCUGCAAAUGAGAGACUCCCUCAUGGAUCAGAUUAGACGGGGUACCCCGUUGAGGAAGACCAGCGGCCCGAUCAACGAUCGUUCGGCGCCCAAAAUCUACUGAGUAGUCCAGCAGCGAUCUUCGCGUAAGUUCGUAAUAACGUCGCGUUGCUUUACGAGCAACAUGUUCUCAUUCUGACAUGAUUGAUGCGCGAGAUACGAUAAAAAUCAGUCGGAUAGAAACCAGUAUCUUCCGAUUCUUCAUCUAUAUUUUUUGCGCAUCAAUUUUGAAUUUCAUGCGUAAAUGUACCGAGGCCGCCGUUUACAUUUAUUGCGUCGCUGUAAUUUUAGUCUGCCCGUUGAAAUUUCCCUGAUAACACGCAGGCUCCAUAUUAAAUCGAUAUAUGAUUUAUUGUACAAUAACGAGGCGCGUGAUUGAAACAACACGUGAUUAAGUAAGAAUCGAAUCGGGAGUAACUUUGCGUAGGUUUAACGGUGUUAUAUGUGUGUGUGUACACACACACACACACACACGCACGCACACACACACACACGCACGCACACACACACACACACACACACACACACACACACAUAUAUAUAUAGCGAUUAUAUAUUGUAGCGUAAUAUCCGAAAAGAAUGCAGCAUGUGGGAAGAUUUUUAUAAUGCGUAUUAAUAUUUAUAAAGGAAACUGAUUUGAUUAGGGAAUUGUCUCAUAAGAUCCGUACCGAUACAACGACAAUACUCCAGUACAACUUGUGUCUUAUAGUUCUAUAUUUUUUCUGCUUAACACAGCUUGACACGAACAAUUUUCUUAUUGAUCUAUUAUCGCUACUGCUUAGCCUAUAAAACGAAUAUACGGAUCCUUGGGAUCCCGCGAGAGUCAUACAUAAUUUAAUAUCGAGCUUGUGUAUUCGAGUCGUGAAACUUAUAAAUGCAUAUCCGCGUAAGAUGUUAAAGACGUUUACACACGAGUUUUUUUCAUUUUUAUAUGAGAGAGGCGCGAGUCUGUUUUGCUAGUUUUUAUGUUUUUUUUUUUAAUUUAGUAUUUCAUGUUUAACUUCGUCGAAAUGGCCGUUUUCCGGUAGUGUAUUCUCCGCUGUCGAGGUGUUAGUGUAUCUCUCGAUUACGAAUCGGUGAUACAUGUACUAAUAGUAUAUACUAUACGACAUCUUUCUUAAUGUCGAUAAAUGUUAAUAAGCGUAUAUGUCGCGCCUUCUCGAAGGUGGUGUAUUUUACGGUUGUCAUCGCUUGCAAGCUACAUUCACUGCGUUUCUGGGCGAGUUUAAAAGAAAAAGAAAUGUGUCUCUCUCUCUCUCUCUCGAUCGGGCGAAUGCCCCGAAAUCGAGCAUCGCUCCGUUAUCAAAUGUUAGACGUCACGUUGUUAGAAUAUUUUUUUUUACAUACUGUAUCUUUAUGCGCGUCGUUUUGCGUUACUCGUCGUUCUUGCCAAUGCAUGCUCGUCGCAAAUGUACACUGCCUACUCCUGUCUUGGACAUCCGCAGUCGAAAACACGUGUUUCAGUCAUCUAACGCGAGAUAGACGGCGAAUACUGAUUAUUACUGCCAAUUACAUUCAUCUUUUCAUUCCUUACGUAGUUAAGUUCUCAAUGGUAUUGUAGCGAGCCAGCGCGAUGGAUAGUGUAUAGUAAGCAAUAGUAUAUGUUUAUUUAUUUCAAGCAUUUAACUGUAUACAGCGUGAAUAAAUAAUAAUAAUUCCAGAGAAUCUCUAUCCAUUUGAUAUUUAAUAGCUCGUCCUUUGCAAAAUACGGGGUUUAAUGUAGUAACACACGGAGAGUAGAUUCGAUUAAAAUAUCGUUUUGCUGGUGGCAGAUUCGAUCUUAUCAAUGUUAAAUGUCAAAUGGACAAUAUAAUCACGGAUUAAAAACGUAUUAAAUAAAUAAUCGUACAUACAUUAUAACAAAACACUAUUUAAUGUAGCGAGAAUUCGAUUCGGGUGAUUGUUAACUUGUAAUAACUAUUACAAUGCGAUCAAACAUGGGCAACAAAUAAAAGAUACAAUACAUG
Molecule: messenger RNA, 5152 nt
Organism: Temnothorax curvispinosus
Lineage: Eukaryota; Metazoa; Arthropoda; Insecta; Hymenoptera; Formicidae
Product: MTSS1-like protein
Exons: 13
Coding region: 478-3249 (923 amino acids)
Biological process (GO): plasma membrane organization; cell projection assembly
Cellular component (GO): cytoplasmic side of plasma membrane; actin cytoskeleton
Molecular function (GO): phospholipid binding; actin binding
Source: RefSeq, a predicted model, not a curated record